Messenger RNA from Cololabis saira (Pacific saury), 4422 nucleotides. Its product is annotated as TSC22 domain family protein 2-like. Bases 536 to 2422 code for a protein of 628 amino acids. The transcript is spliced from 3 exons. Gene Ontology annotation, biological process: regulation of transcription by RNA polymerase II. The record is from RefSeq and is a predicted model, not a curated record. Lineage: Eukaryota; Metazoa; Chordata; Actinopteri; Beloniformes; Belonidae.
CCUAGAGCUAGGGACGGUUCUGUCAGUUAGCUGCCAGCAGCGGCGGCCAAAAGUGAGCAGUUCACACGACGAGGGAGGAGAACUUCACCGGCUUCAAGGCGUUUUCUCUUCCUCCCGCUGGAUGAUACGGUGUUUUUGUUUAAAAAGAGCUGCCUGGUCUGUUUACAUCACGAUGUUGGCCAUGCGUGUACAGAGACGGGAGAAACUAGCCCACAGCAGCUAACUUGGCUCACUGGGGAGAAAUACAUCCCAGAGUUUGGGGAGAAGGGCCCGCCUCACUACAGUACCGGUGGCAGCGACUUUGACAGCUUUUCCUGGCCGGGACAGAACGGUUUUUGCUGGAUUUAGACUGGAGCAGGGCUGGGAGUCUCUGUUCUUAAGCUUUUAUUUCUGGGACUGGACUGAAAGAGGAACGGUAUGGAAAUGUACUGUGACGGUACGUGUCUCUGUCUCAUCCUUCAACUGUGAAUUGCUUCGCAAAAACUUUCAGAGCGUUUGGUUUUGAGCAGAGGGACUUCACCCUGAAACAGGCAACAUGUCGGAAAUGCCUGCUGGGAAGAAGAAAAGUCGUUUCCAGAUCACGAGUGUAACGCAGGCUCAGGUGGCGGUGGCCAACAUCCCCGACGACACCGAGAGCCAGGACGACCCCGACGAGUCUCGGACGGAGGAUGUGUCAUCGGAGAUAUUUGACGUUUCUCGGGUGGAGCUGGGCGUGUGUGACAGGAGCUCGUCGGAGGAGACGCUAGAGUCCCAGGAGCCCGCCACGGGUCCCGUCAACGGGGGACUGCCCUAUAAAAGUUCAGCUGCUGGUCGUGUGACCCCUCAUACUGCAGGGGCCGGUGUGCCUGUGCCUGUAGCUGCAGCUCAGCCCUUUGUUUCCAGCUCCAACACCGCUGUCUCCACCGCCGCGGCUCCCACGGCCCCCAGCACUAGUUGUAGUUCUCGUUUCAGGGUCAUUAAACUUGACCACGGUACUGGAGAGCCCUUCAGAAGGGGCCGGUGGACAUGUACUGAGUUUUAUGAGAGAGAUUCAGAUUCAAAUAUCAAUCGGACUGUGGACACCAUAAAGCCAGCUGCGACUAUUGAUCACAGUAUAGACAGAGACAGUGGGUUAGGGGCCACUAAUAAUUCUGUUAUCACUAGCAGUACCUUUUCUGCACAGGCUUUGGAGAACACCGUAGAGAGUGGCUUUUCUGUCUCUGUGGGGCACCCCGCCCACUCUAACCCUCCAGAUUCUCUGCAGCAAGGCUACAGCUUGCCCCCUCAGAUAGGGAGUGGAGGAAGUGCCUUCCAGUCCACAGGUUAUACAACUACAGCAUCACAGCAACCAAAACAGGCCCAGGUCAAUAAGCAGCCCGUUACUCCCCAAGCUUUCCUGUCUAAUAGUCUAAAUGGUGUGCACCAAGCUGUCUUGCAGCAGAAGUCAUCCAUUAUACCUCCUGCCACACAGGCCCAGCAGUUUGCCUAUGCUGCUCAUCCUACUGCCUCUUCUAGCCAUCCAGACUAUCAUCAGCAACACUUUGGCUCAAGCACUCAGACCAUGACAUCCUCCUCUGCAGGGGGUUCAGGCGGCCAUGUAUCCUCGCCUCAAAUUGUCCCUGCUGGCCAAGGAACACAGGGACAGGGUGGUGAAGCAGGCUCAGCCCAGGGUCUCACAGUACAAGGGGGAAAUCCACAGGCCAUGGUCCCCAGCCUUCCAGGAAAUGCACACCAGCACCCUGUCAGCCAGGCCCAGCCUUCGGGAGGAUUAGUUGUCUCCCCGGGAUCAUCCAUCAUCACCACCGCCACCACCAUCCUUUCCCAGAUCGGUGGCCAGAGUGUGCCUGCCACAGUGCCCAGUGCAAACAGCAUCCCUUCAAGUGGGGCAAGUCCGGUGCCUGGCACAGGGGGACAAAUCCUGCUCCACAGAGGAGCCAUCACAGGUCUUCAGGCAGAAGAUUUCAGGCAGAAAACCGAUUCCCCAUCACAGCAUAAUGCUGGCCCUGGGAAAGAUGGUGUAAAGCCUUCCAUAAGCGAGGGCUUUGGUUUGGCCACUCCUGUCGUCAACAACCUGUUCAACAUCCAAAUUACCAUGGAUGUAGAUGAAGACAGUGCAUCUGGUGCCAGCGUUGUCGCCAUCGAUAACAAGAUUGAGCAGGCCAUGGACUUGGUGAAGAGCCACCUGAUGUAUGCUGUGCGGGAAGAGGUGGAGGUGCUGAAGGAGCAGAUCAAGGAACUAUACGAGAGAAACUUUGUGCUGGAGCGCGAGAAUGCAGUGCUGAAGUCAUUAGCCAACUCGGAGCAGCUCAACCACCUGUCCAGUCAGCUCACCAGCCCGUUGGCGCCACUGCAGCAACACCUGCACAUCACAAACGCCCCCUCUCUGGUUCACCACGAGGGGAGUCAGGGCGUCCCCCAUCAGCCAAAUAUCACCUCAGCAUGAACCCCCUUCCCUUUUUACUUGCAAACACACACCUCCCAUGGACAGGAGCGGAAGAUCCUGUUAGUAAAAACAACUACUAUGACGUCCCCUUAACCCCAUAAAGCAAAAAGGCUUGGCUUUGCUCUGUGUGCUCCAUUCGAAUACAAGUCGUCAACAGCAACAACAAUGUCUUUGUUUGUCACCAAGAGCCAUUAUUUAGUGUGUGCACAUCGCAGUCACUGGGCCUUUACUCUAAGACAUUUACCAGCCCUUUAAAAGUCUUACUCUGGUCCGGUUGUUGGCUGCAAGUGAAGGAGAAAAAAAAAAAAGUCGGAGCAGGGGAGCCUGUGCACACUGUUAAAAACUGAAUGUUGUACUAAAGAGCCUAAAGCCUAAGAGCCUAAAGAGCUCGAUUUGUCGGGACAAAGAGUGGUGGAAGACGUCGUUGAAACCCUGUGAAGGACCUCCAUGGUGACGAGAGUCCUGUUGAAACAUCCAGCAGGGACUGUCCUCCCCUCGUCCACACCCCCCGCAUCACUCCAGGGCUGGAGGAGGCCAGAGUGCAGAGCUGAAGGUGGGAUAGAGGAACCAUCCUCCUGAGCGGAGGACGCCGCCAGCGGGUGCCUCAGUUUGAGUGGAGUGAGACGACCGUCUCGCUUCUUAUAUGCUGCAUCAAAAGCUUGUGUUUUCUCAGAGCCACCGUACUUUGACAUGAAUCAUAGUUUUCAUUAGUUCAGUUUUAGUAUUUGCAUUUAUUUAUUUCAGGGCUGCUAUUUUCAAAUGUAAAUGAACAAUGUCACAGAGAUGCUUAAUAAAAACAGACAAAAAAUGUUUUUUUUUCUGUCUUUUUUUUUUUGUCUUUUAAAAUCUGUCAGGUAUAAAAUUUGCUCAUUUCUUGCAACAGGUAGAUGUCAAGUAGGCAAUAAGUUCUGCAAAAGAAAUUCUCAUGAACUAGUGCUAACACUAAAGCUGAGCUUUCAUUAGGUGAAAUCCAGGUUGAAUGUAUAUUUUGUAAAGUAUUAAGAGUGGAGGGUUUGUACUAGAGAACACCUGUUAAGAUAUGGAAUAUGUGAUGGGAUGUUUCGAUAAAGAAAACUAUUAAUUUACUUUUUCUAGACUUUGUCAAAAUGAAAGAUAGAAAUGAAUUUAGGGGUUUGGUUGGGCGGAGGGAUGAAAAGCUGUGAAAAUUGUUUGAAUUACUUUAUAACCAAAGACUCAAAGUUGUAUUUUUUUUUUUUCAUUUUUAAAUGCACACAUUUUUUUUCUACUAUCUCCUUCCCUAUAAAUAUUUUUUUUUGUUUGUUUGUUGCUGUUAUGCAUGUCCUGCAUGAUCUGUAACCAGACCACUUUCUUACUUUGUUUUUAUCCAGCACUCUUUAUUUUUCUGUGAAGUUGUCAAGUCUGUGAAUGAUUGAAAGAGGAUUUAUGAACAUGAAAGGGAACAGUAAGCGGAGAGGGUGGAGUACGUGGUUAAAGCAAGAAAUAAAGAAAAUGGGAAUGGUUUUGUCGGAGUGAAGGAAAAGAGGCGGAAUCUUUAUUCAUGAAAAUGCUGUUUGAAAUUUUAGAUGCAGAAAAGGGGGAUGUUACCUUGAACACUUUGCUAAACGGCAUUUGGUUUUCACUUGUAAUGUGCAAAACAAUAGAAACUAUUUAACAUUUCAUAUUUUAAAUCCCAUUCAGUUGUUUGAGGGUAUUAUGGGCUGUUUGUCACAUCAUUGUGCCUCUUGUACCGAUCCCUGCGGAUGUCGGGCGACUCGGUUUCUUUCUCCGUGGCUUGGAACCAAACCAAACUGCUUGUUAAUUGUACAAUCAAACAUCUUUUAGUUCAUUUUUCUUUUCUUUUUUCAAAUUGGUUUCUUUUCCUUUUUCUUUCAUUUGAAGGAGAAGCCGUGUACAUGCCAAAUGUACUGUAUGAAAGUGAUCACUGAGCCUUGGAGAAAAUAUCUUAACAAAUGCCCUUGUAAUGUGCUGUUGAGAUGAUUUUAGUUUUCAGUCAGAAAUAAAUAACUGUUUUAUUAUGA